AUGACGUCACAGCUUGCGGCAGCGCUUCAGACUGGAAGUGUUUGGUUUCGGGUGGCUGCAAUUUCGGGCGCGACAGCGGUUGGUCUAAGCGCGUAUGGCGCACAUGGCUUUAAGCCAAAGGAUCCUUACUACAUGGAGGUCUUCAGGCGAGCCAACAACCUCCAUUUAGUACACAGCUUGCUACUUGCCAUCGCCCCCAGCACAAAGCGGCCCUGGCUGGUAGGCGGCCUCACCCUGGCUGGGAUUACGCUGUUCUCAGGCACCUGCUACAACAUCGCCCUGCGGGAGGAGAAGAAGUGGGUGCAGCUGGCGCCCAUGGGGGGAUUCGCACUCAUGGCCGCUUGGCUGGCAUUGGCUCUGUGAUCAGGUACAUGUAGCAGCGCUGUUGGGGUAACCCAUGUGUAGGAAGGUUGUUGAGGGUGGUGGAAAGAGUGGUAAGGAAUAAUAAUGAUAAUAAUAAUAUUAUUAAUAUUUCGCUACGCCAAAAGAGGGGUUGCGGAGGGCGAGCGGGUCUGAGGUAGGUUGGGUCAACAGCGCUCGUUUGACUGAAAGCUCUGGAUGUAUGUCAGUGACGGUGGAGGAUUGAUUGUGUCUCUCUGUGAGGGCGGAAGUCGACACUGUGGGGCGUUAGGGAAGAUUGGAAAUGCUGCGGCCAAAGGGAAGAGUGUUCGGGUAUGGAAGGAUGGAGCUAGGUGUGAUUCUCAUUGGGCCAUGCAUGUGUCUGUGUGUGAGCAUAUCUGCCUGCGAACUGAGUGCAGAAUUUUAAUUUGCUGAUUGGUACUGCAGGCUGGUAAAGCUGGUCAUGUAAAUACGUCACGUGUGG
Volvox carteri f. nagariensis is the source of this 823-nucleotide messenger RNA. RefSeq lists its product as uncharacterized. The record is from RefSeq and is a predicted model, not a curated record. Bases 1 to 363 code for a protein of 120 amino acids. Lineage: Eukaryota; Viridiplantae; Chlorophyta; Chlorophyceae; Chlamydomonadales; Volvocaceae. The transcript has 4 exons.